Messenger RNA from Rhinocladiella mackenziei CBS 650.93, 783 nucleotides. Its product is annotated as 3-oxoacyl-[acyl-carrier-protein] reductase FabG. Bases 1 to 783 code for a protein of 260 amino acids. Gene Ontology annotation, molecular function: oxidoreductase activity, acting on the CH-OH group of donors, NAD or NADP as acceptor. Lineage: Eukaryota; Fungi; Ascomycota; Eurotiomycetes; Chaetothyriales; Herpotrichiellaceae. The record is from RefSeq and is a predicted model, not a curated record. The transcript has a single exon.
AUGCACCGUAUUUGCUGGCAAAGUCAUCUCUAUCACCGGUGGUGCAUCUGGAAUUGGUCUCGCUAUGUUCAGUUGUUGUAUUCUAGAGGCGCCUCCCUUGCUAUAUCGGACAUCAACCCCGGGGUGGCUGAGAUCGUCUCGAAGGCUCUGGAAAAAGUUGAAUCACGUGGCACACAGCGGUGCACGGCGAACGUCGUCGAUGUUGGACGCUCGUCGGCAGUGGAAAGUUGGAUCGACGAAGCAGUGAGAGAGUUCGGCAAAUUGGACGGCUGCGCAAACAUUACCGGAAAAGGCGAGAGAUUGUGUCCCUUGGGCGAGAAAACAGACGAAGAUUUCAACCAGGCCAUCGAUAACAACUUACGCGGCGCCUUUAACUGUCUGCGUGCUGCACUCAAACAUCUCUCAAAUGGUGCGAGCGUUGUCAAUGUCAGGUCCAGCUCUGGCCUCAAUGCAACGCCGGGAUUGAGCCUAUACUCCGCCGCUAAGUCAGGGAUUAUAGGAAUGACCAAAGCAGCUGCUCAAGAGUACGGGUCCAAGGGCAUCCGCAUCAACGCAAUUGCUCCAGGAUUGGUUUUGACGCCUGGGAUGCUGGCAGCUCCGGGUGAUUUUAUCUUGCCUAGCAUUCAAAAAACACCCUUCCAGAGAGGCGCUGAUCCAGCAGAGCUCGCCAAGGCUAUCUCAUAUUUCUUGGUGACGAGUCCCCAUUUCAGACCGGAUCUGUCAUGGUCGUUGACGGUGGAUUUCUGGCUUGACCGUAAAGUUUCCGACAGGACAGUAGCUUGA